GUUGGACAUUGUACUUACUGAAAGACUUCCUAAUUAAGGAUGGCCAUCAUAUUAAAAGAAGAACAGUUUUGCAUCGGGCUUGUGCGCAGGAUAAUGACAUUCGGCUUUGCCUGCUUGGUGUUGACUGGCGUGACUUGGGCCUUUGCCGACAGCAUUCCUUUAGUCACAGAUGAGUUUCGUAUCUUGUCCUUUGGCAUUUAUGGAGCAUUUCUUGCUGUUCAUAUCGUGGUUCAGAGCUUGUUUGCCUUCUUGGAACAUAGGAAGAUGAAGAGAAGUGAUAACAUCUGCACUUACACCAAAACGGUGGCCCUAACCAUUUCGGCCUAUCAGGAAGACACCGAGUAUCUACGGGAAUGUCUGGUGUCUGUCAAAAAUAUUCAAUAUCCACCUGACAAGUUAAAGGUUAUCAUGGUCAUUGAUGGUAACAGUCCUGAUGACCAAUACAUGAUGGACAUGUUUCAAGAAGUGUUUGAAGGGGAAGAUGUAGGAACAAUCUGCUGGGAGAACAAUUAUCAUUCUUGGAAACCAGAAAAUGCAGCAAAGAGCCCUGAUGCUGAUCAACAGGUCGAAAAUGAUACCCUAACCAGAAGUAACCAGGAACAGUCUGAUGAUUUGCCAGAGACCACUAUCCAUGCAAACCAGGAAAUCGAGGUUGAAGAUCCCAUGCUUAGUGAGGUUGAGCAUCUGAUCAAAUCCAAACGAUGUGUGUGCAUUAUGCAGAAAUGGGGUGGAAAGAGAGAAGUCAUGUACACAGCUUUCAAAGCCCUCGGGGAGUCAGUGGAUUAUGUUCAGGUUUGUGAUUCGGACACGAAGCUUGAGCCACUGGCAACACUUGAACUUGUUAAAGUCCUAGAAUCGAAUGAUCGGUAUGGAGCAGUGGGAGGUGACGUGAGGAUCUUGAAUCUCGAUGAUUCCUACAUAAGUUUUAUGAGCAGCCUUCGAUACUGGAUCGCUUUUAAUAUAGAGAGAGCUUGUCAGUCCUACUUUGACUGUGUUUCCUGUAUCAGUGGACCACUUGGUCUUUAUCGAAAUGACCUUCUCCAAACAUUCCUUGAGUCAUGGUACAAUCAGAAAUUUUUGGGGACUCACUGCACUUUCGGAGAUGACCGCCACCUUACUAAUCGAAUGUUAAGCAUUGGUUAUGCAACUAAGUAUACUGCACGGUCAAAAUGCUUUUCAGAAACGCCUGCACAGUUCUUGCGCUGGUUAAAUCAACAGACCCGUUGGACAAAGUCUUACUUCCGAGAAUGGCUCUACAAUUCCUUGUGGUGGCACAAGCACCACCUCUGGAUGACCUACGAGUCAGUAAUUGCAGGCAUUUUCCCAUUUUUUGUCACAGCCACUGUGGUGAGGCUGUUCUUCAGCUGUCAUCUGUGGGACAUAGUGUGGGUUCUAAUCUGUGUCCAACUCAUUGCUACCGUCAAAGCCCUUUAUGCCUGCCUGCUCAGGGGCAACCCAGUUAUGAUAUUCAUGUCUCUAUAUGCAAUCUUGUACAUGGGUGGGCUCCUACCCUCAAAGUACUUUGCCCUAAUUACCAUGAACAAGAGCAGCUGGGGCACCUCAGGAAGGAAGAAAAUUGUGGGAAAUUACAUCCCCCUCCUUCCAUUAUCUAUUUGGUGGGCUAUCCUCUUAGCAGGGAUUCUUUACACAAUCGUUAUGAUGUCACUAUGCACUUCCUGUAGACUUAUCGAGGCAGAGAAAACAUACCUGAUCUAUGGCUCGGCUUUCUACCUCGCCUAUUGGGCAUUGAUGUUCCUCCUCUAUUGGUUGUGGGUCAAACGCACCUGUAGGAGGAGGACUGCUGAUUAUGACCUUAAGGGAAGUACAUAAACAAUGCUAAAUUCUACAGACUGAACAUCCUUAAGUCUGCUCUGGUAGUCUUCAGGACUGAUGCAAAAAAAGGCCCAGAUGCCAAUGUUCUUCUUAUCUUGUACCAUCUUUGUUUACAGGGCAAUUAAAUGGUGUGAGAAACUGCCAUGUUAGAAUAGGAAAUAGAGGCCGGAGAGUGAGGAGCAUGAGCAAAACUUGUGUACAGGUUGUAAACCCUGGUGGUUUAGGCCAAUGGGACACUGGAUGUAAUGACUGCACAAUGCUCUAGUAGAUACCUACAGAAAUCAGAGUUCCCAGAAAUGCUAAAUUCUGCAUUUAUAAAUUGGGUCCAUUUGGAAACACGGUAAUUUCAGUAGAGCCCUGUGGAGUUCAAAACACAAACUGUGCCAUAGGCAUUGUUGCCAGGGCUGGUAUUAGGGUGGGAUCCUGGACCACUUGUCACGAAAUGGGGCCUCUUUGGGAGAAAAAUGUUAAUAAAAGUCAAGAAGGACAGGUUAUGUUUUUAAACAACUAUUGUACAGGUAUGGGAUCUGUUAUCCGGAAACUCAUCAUUCAGA
Messenger RNA from Xenopus laevis (African clawed frog), 2387 nucleotides. RefSeq names its product hyaluronan synthase 1 like L homeolog (gene has1.L). The record is from RefSeq and is a predicted model, not a curated record. Lineage: Eukaryota; Metazoa; Chordata; Amphibia; Anura; Pipidae. The transcript has 4 exons. The coding region runs from base 40 to 1830 and encodes 596 amino acids.